UCCGUGAAUAAAUGACUCCGUCAUGUGUUCAUCCAGUCUCUCAGACUAAUAAGAGAGCUACUGAUUCACUGGUGAGUGUGUGUGUGUGAGGAAAACAAGUCCAGGAAGUUUGCUCAGCAGCAGGAUGCUCUCCUGGACCCCUCCCACGGUGGGAGGGGGGAGGAGGGCUUCAAGUUCAACUAGGACAACCCCUCCAAAGUUCCCACAAGGAGGAGAAGAAGAAAGGGAAAGUGGAGCGUCUCGUCAGCCGGUGCCCGGAGGUGAGGUCGCCAUGCUGUCGCUCAGCAAGUCGUGGCUGCUGCUCACGGGCUUCGUCCUCUUCUACGUCAUCUACCUGCUGCUGGGCGCCCUGGUCUUCUCCAGCAUCGAGCGGCCCGAGGAGGAGAAGCUGCGGCGGGACGUGGAGCUGCUCAAGCAGGGCUUCCUCAACCAGAGCUGCGUGAGCGCCGCCGGCCUCGACCUGUUCCUGGAGAAGGUGCUGCGGGCGCACAAGCGCGGCUUGUCGGUGCUGCGGAACUCGUCGCGCGCCUCCAACUGGGACCUGGCAUCCUCCAUGUUCUUCGCCAACACGCUGGUCACCACCGUCGGUUACGGCCACAUCGUCCCCCUGACCAACGGCGGGAAGAUCUUCUCCAUCGUCUACGCCCUGAUCGGCGUCCCCUUCACCAUGCUGGUCCUGACGGCCUGCGUCCAGAGACUCAUGUAUCCCCUGGUCUACGUCCCGGUCAGCCUGCUGCACCGUUCCGGUCUAGAGCCGCGCCCGGCCACCGUGGUCCACUUCACGCUGCUGCUCCUGGUGCUGGUGCUGUGUUUCUUCUUGGCCCCAGCGGCCAUCUUCAGCAUCCUGGAGCGCUCCUGGUCUUUCCUGGAUGGAGUCUACUUCUGCUUCAUCUCGCUGUGCACCAUCGGGCUGGGAGACUUCGUCCCCACCAUCCAGCCGGGUCAGAGGUUCAAGGCUCUGUACCAAGUUGGCGUCAUGGUCUACCUCUUCACAGGUCUGAUGAUGAUGUACCUGCUGCUCAGAACCUUCCACAUGCUGGCCGACCUGCACGGACUCACCACCUACCUGCAGCUGCCGCGCUGCGACGACUCGGACCAGGACGAGGAGCACACACCCAUCAUGGAGGCCCAGAAGCCGGACCUCAGCGCAGAGAAGUCGGCCAGCAGACCCCUGGACCCAGGCUCGCAGCCCACUUAUAACACCAUCAACAAGGGCUGAGCCCGGACUCUGGACCCCCCUCCGCUGGGCUGAAUCACAAGCCUCUUUAUCUCACAUCCGGUGAAGGACGCGGACACACAGGAGCAUUUUCACUUUCCGUCACCGGUCUGUGACCCAACAGCGGCGCCGGUUCGGACAGUUUGACCAGUUCAGACGAGUCUUUCUUGGAGCAGCGAGACUCUGAUCCGUCCUCCAGAUCCACACUGACCAUCAUUCUUCUCACACCUGGAACCUGAGACACCACUCACUUUUGGGGGUUGACAGAUCGAGGGAGUCUUCGGAGCUGCUGGAGGAACCAAAGGUCAAACCAUCUCAGAGUCCAAAAUGGAGGGUCAAAUAUCUGAGAGUUGUUUUCUAGAUUUUUUUUUUCUCUGACAUGACAGAGCGGGUUGUUGAAUCUAAACACACUUGCUGUCAUUUGAUAAACUUGACCCAGAAUAUUGUGGGGGGGGGUCAUAGGUCAUCCGCCCUCUUGUGUCAUCACUCGAGAUGCACUUUAAUAUUUCUGCAACUGAAGCAUUUUGUCCUGAUUAUUGUUAAUAAAAUGUAUAUUUCA
Messenger RNA from Synchiropus splendidus (mandarinfish), 1775 nucleotides. It is a transcript of the gene kcnk6, whose product is annotated as potassium channel, subfamily K, member 6. Bases 125 to 1219 code for a protein of 364 amino acids. Gene Ontology annotation, molecular function: potassium ion leak channel activity. Gene Ontology annotation, biological process: potassium ion transmembrane transport; stabilization of membrane potential. The transcript is spliced from 3 exons. NCBI's taxonomy places the organism in Eukaryota, Metazoa, Chordata, Actinopteri, Syngnathiformes, Callionymidae. The record is from RefSeq and is a predicted model, not a curated record. Gene Ontology annotation, cellular component: membrane.